Messenger RNA from Meloidogyne enterolobii, 2044 nucleotides. The record is from the annotation of a GenBank genome assembly. Lineage: Eukaryota; Metazoa; Nematoda; Chromadorea; Rhabditida; Meloidogynidae.
GAAUUGCAUAACUAAUACCAAUUGCACAGUGAAACAACUCCGUACUCACGAACCGUGGCCCAAAUUUACAUUAGUCCUGAGCGGAAAUCUAUCGAAGAAAGGGUUAACUGAUUUUAAAUUGAUAAAUUUUCUGUUGAAAAAUAAUUUAAAAAAUUUUUAAAAAUUAAUGCUUCUGGCGUUAUGUUAUUUUUCUUUGCUUUUUUUUCUCUGAUAAAAAAUUCAUAGAAAAAAAAUUUAUUGAAAUUUUUCAGGCUAAAAUAAUUUUUAAUAAAUUUUCUAGGGGUUUUUGUUUUUUUUCAAUGUUAUGGUCUUCCUAUCGAUCUCAAUUUCCCGGCUUAGGAUUUUUCUACUUCUAGUCCUUAUUUUUUGGCAUAUUGGCCUUUAUUUUUUUAUUUUUGUUCUUCCAAGGUAUGAAGGGAGUGAAGAGAGACAAUUAGAACUUGAAAAGUUCUCUAAAGAUUUACAAGAAGAACUUUCCACUUUUUCUCCUUUUUCUUUACCAUUAAAAUCAUUAGAAAAUGCAAUAAUUUAUACUCCUAAUAAUUUAAUUGUUUGGUCUGAUUUUGAUUAUAAAAGUUAUUUAUCUGGUGGAAAACUUGAAACUGGUGCUGAUCCAUAUGCUUCAAAUAAAUUUAAUCAAGCAAUAUCUGACAGUAUUGAACCAAAUAGAGAAAUAUCUGAUACUAGAGAUGAAAGUUGUAAACAAAAACAAUUUAUUUAUAAUUCAUUAAAACUUCAAAAAACUUCAAUUAUUAUUACUUUCCAUAACGAAGCACGUUCUACACUUUUACGAACUAUUUGGAGUAUUUUUGAACGUUCCCCUCCGAAACUUUUAAGUGAAAUAAUUUUGGUUGAUGAUUUUUCUUUAGAUGAAAAUAUUGGAAAAGGACUUGUAAAUAUUCAAAAAGUUAGAGUUAUUCGGAAUCUCAAACGAGAAGAUAGCCAUUGUGAAUGUAAUGUUGGAUGGCUUCAGCCCUUAUUGCAUAGAAUUGGAGAGGAUAAUAAAGCAGUUGUUGCUCCAGUGAUUGAUGUAAUUUCAAUGGACAAUUUUAAUUAUAUAGCAGCCAGUUCUAAUCUAAAGGGAGGCUUUGGCUGGAAUCUUGUAUUCAAAUGGGACAGACUUGGUAUUAAAGCUGCUUGGCAACGAAGAAAGGAUCCAACAAGUCCGAUUAAGUCUCCAGUUAUGGCGGGUGGAUUAUUUUCAAUUUCAAAAAAUUGGUUUGAAACGUUGGGGACUUAUGAUAUGGAAAUGGAUGUUUGGGGUGGUGAAAAUUUGGAAUUAUCAUUUCGUGUUUGGCAAUGUGGAGGAACACUUGAAAUAAUUCCUUGUAGUCGUGUUGGGCAUGUUUUUCGCAAACAACAUCCUUAUACAUUUCCAGGUGGAAGUGGGAAAGUUUUUCAAAGAAAUACCCGAAGAGCUGCUGAAGUUUGGUUGGAUGAAUUUAAAGAAUUAUAUCUUCAAACUGUUCCAAGUGCUCGACAUGUUGAUUUUGGAAAUAUUUCUGAUCGACUAGCAAUUCGUGAAAAAUUACAUUGUAAAAAUUUUAAAUGGUAUUUGGAUAAUGUUUAUCCAGAAUUACAACCUUUGGAUCUCUUUAAUGGACGGAGUGUACAAAUUUCAAAUGGACUUUUUUGUUUAGAUUCAUUGGGGAGAUCAAAAGUUGGACAAUCUGUCGGACUUUUUAGAUGCCAUCUUGAUGGUGGAAAUCAAGAAUGGUUGUAUGAUGAAAAGUCUUUGCGUUUAAAGCAUUCAUUAUCUGGGCUUUGUGUUGCUUAUGAUCAAAGUAGUCUACUUAUAUUUAAUCAUUGUUCUGAUGAGCAAUUUAACAAUAAAAUAGUCAUUUCUUCUUUGUCUAAAUUAUCGCCUUCUUCAUUAAAUAAUUCUACAUUAUUUCCAAUUCAAAUUAAUGGUAACAGAUGUUUUACUUUAAUCAAUCAACAGUCGGAAAAUAACUACCAAUCUCCAAAUGUAAUCCUUCGUGCUCUCCGUUGCAGAAAUGGUGAUGAACGUCAACUUUGGCGUAUUACUUAUUUUAAAAAUUAA